AUGAAUGGAAAGAUGGUUUUCGAUACUCCGGCUAAGAGAUCGGUAACUACUUCUCUUGUGUGUUUAAAGUGUCCCGUGUCGAUUUUCGACAGAGACUUCGUUGUUGGUUUUGUUUGCUUGCCGUUAAGAGGUUUGGAUGUGAACUUGGUUAUGAACUGGUUAAAGCAUAACCAUGUCCAUAUUAACUGUUUUGAUAAGUCUGUGAGGUUAUCUUCUCCUGAAGAGGAAAGUGUUGAGUUGUUGUCUGCUAGACAGUUGCACCUGUUAAUGAAGGAGGAAGUUCAAGUGUUUGCGUUGGUUGCAUCGAUGUCUGUUAAAAAUCAAGCUAUUAUAGACGAGUUGAAGGUGGUGAUGUCUGCAUCAGAGUUAUCGGAAUUGAAGAAGCAAUUGGAAGAGUUGCUUGAGAAGAAGUUUGUGAGAACUAGUGUCUCUUCGUGGGGAGAUCUAGUGUUGUUAGUUAAGAAGAAAGAUGGAAGAAAAGCUAAUGUUGUGGCCGAUGCUUUAAGCCGAAAGACUCUGCAUAUGUCGACAAUGACGGUUAAGGAAUUGAAAUUGAUUGAAUAA
Vicia villosa (hairy vetch) is the source of this 564-nucleotide messenger RNA. RefSeq lists its product as uncharacterized. NCBI's taxonomy places the organism in Eukaryota, Viridiplantae, Streptophyta, Magnoliopsida, Fabales, Fabaceae. Bases 1 to 564 code for a protein of 187 amino acids. The transcript is spliced from 3 exons. The record is from RefSeq and is a predicted model, not a curated record.